This is a messenger RNA of Raphanus sativus (radish), 1272 nucleotides long. Its product is annotated as ACT domain-containing protein ACR11-like. Gene Ontology annotation, cellular component: chloroplast thylakoid membrane; chloroplast stroma. Bases 232 to 1095 code for a protein of 287 amino acids. The record is from RefSeq and is a predicted model, not a curated record. NCBI's taxonomy places the organism in Eukaryota, Viridiplantae, Streptophyta, Magnoliopsida, Brassicales, Brassicaceae. The transcript is spliced from 10 exons.
UGAAAAAGGAAAGCAGGAUGGAGAGGUGGGUGGCGAUCUAUCCUAACGUUGAAGAUAAUAAGAAGGAAAACAACGGACAUAGUUUUUUGUUUUGUCCCAUCUUUCUUUAUUAUCCUCUCAAUGGCGGAUAACACGAGAGCUGUCCAAAUCCAAAGGCUUGUGUUCACUGCCCCUCUCUAGCGUUUUCCUCAUUCUUUCUUGUUCUUUUGCUUCGGAUUCAAGUCAGAUAAUAUGGUGGCUGCUGCUAUGGCCUCUGCUUCUGGUUCUGCUCCUUGUUUCACUGAUGCUCGCGUUAUCAGACAAGAUGCUGGAGCUUUCUGUCUUGCUCCUAGGACAGUCACGUUCGGUGGAUUCGUCGAUAAAUCUAUUACCAAUCUCAACAGACUAAGGUUAUCUGGUUUGAAGACUAAAGCAUCAAAUGCUACUGCUGUUGAGAAUGCAAAUGCGGCUGAUUCUGACAAAGUUCCAACACCAGUGGUCAUAAUCGACCAAGAUUCUGACGCUGAUGCCACCCUCGUUGAAGUUACAUUCGGAGACCGUCUUGGAGCUCUACUUGACACUAUGAAUGCGCUCAAGAACUUGGGUUUGAAUGUCGUCAAGGCUAAUGUCUACCUAGACUCUUCCGGCAAGCACAACAAAUUUGCCAUUACUAAAGCGGAUAGUGGAAGAAAAGUAGAAGACCCUGAACUGCUUGAGGCCAUCCGUCUCACUGUCAUCAACAACAUGCUUGAGUUUCAUCCUGAAUCAAGUUCUCAAUUGGCAAUGGGUGCAGCUUUUGGUGUUCUUCCACCAACUGAACUGGUUGAUGUGGACAUUGCAACACACUUAAGCAUUGAAGAUGAUGGACCUGACCGCAGUUUACUAUACAUAGAAACAGCAGAUAGGCCUGGGCUGUUAGUUGAGCUGGUGAAAAUCAUUUCUGAUAUCAGCGUCGCUGUCGAAUCUGGAGAAUUUGACACCGAGGGUUUGUUGGCUAAGGUAAAGUUCCACGUAAGUUACAGAAACAAAGCUUUAAUCAAGCCUCUCCAGCAGGUUACUGCUAAUAGUCUGAGGUAUUUCUUGAGGCGUCCAUCAACUGACGAGUCAAGUUUCUGAUCUAUUUACCAAAAAAAAAAAUGAAGUCACAUUCCAUAUGACUGUUUUUUUACCACUUCUUUUUUUUUUUUUUACAUUUUGACAAAAAUAAGCUGCUUCUUUUUAGUGGCCUUUAUCUCAUACAUCUGUAGUAGCAACAUUCUCUGUUUCAAUCAUUUAUCAAAUUUACUUUUCAUU